GGAACCUUUAGUUCCAGGCUGUGGGCCGUGCAGGCAACACCCAGAACCUUCCGGGGAGAGGAGGAGGGCGCAUCAUGGCGGCGCCAGCCCUGAAGCACUGGCGCACCACGCUGGAGCGGGUGGAAAAAUUCGUGUCACCUGUCUACUUUACUGACUGUAACCUCCGUGGCAGGCUCUUCGGGGAUAGCUGCCCUGUAGCCUCACUCUCCAGUUUCCUGACGCCGGAGAGGCUUGCCUACCAGGAGGCAGUCCAACAGGACUUCAGCCCCGCACAUGUCGGCGACACCUUCGGACCCACAUGGUGGACCUGCUGGUUCAGGGUGGAGCUGAACAUCCCAGAGGCAUGGGUGGGCCAGGAAGUUCACCUUUGCUGGGAAAGUGAUGGAGAAGGCCUGGUCUGGCGUGAUGGGGAACCUGUCCAGGGGUUGACCAAAGAGGGUGAGAAAACCAGUUAUGUCCUGACUGACAAGCUGGGAGAAGGAGACCCCCGAAGCCUGACCCUCUAUGUGGAAGUAGCCUGCAACGGCCUCCUGGGGGCUGGGAAGGGAAGCAUGAUUGCAGCCCCUGACCUUGAGAAGACAUUCCGACUGAGCCGAGCUGAGCUGGCUGUAUUCCACCAGGAUGUCCACAAGCUCCUAGUGGAUCUGGAGCUGCUACUGGGCAUUGCUAAGGGCCUUGGGGAGGACAACCAGCGCAGCUUCCAAGCCCUGUACACAGCCAACCAGAUGGUGAACGUGUGUGACCCUGCCCAGCCUGAGACCUACCCAGUGGCCCAGGCCCUGGCCUCCAGGUUCUUUGGCCAGUGUGGAGGUGAAAGCCAACAUACCAUCCAUGCCAUGGGGCACUGCCACAUUGAUACAGCCUGGCUUUGGCCCUUCAAGGAAACUGUACGGAAGUGUGCCCGGAGCUGGGUGACAGCUUUGCGGCUUAUGGAACAGAAUGCUGAAUUCAUCUUUGCCUGCUCCCAGGCUCAGCAGCUAGAGUGGGUAAAGAACCGCUAUCCUGGCCUAUAUGCCCAGCUCCAGGAAUUUGCCUGCCGAGGGCAGUUUGUGCCUGUGGGGGGCACCUGGGUGGAAAUGGAUGGGAACCUUCCCAGUGGAGAAGCCAUGGUGAGGCAGUUCCUACAGGGCCAGAACUUCUUCCUGCAGGAGUUUGGGAAGAUGUGCUCUGAGUUCUGGCUGCCAGACACAUUCGGGUACUCGGCGCAGCUCCCCCAGAUCAUGCGCGGCUGUGGCAUCACACGCUUCCUGACACAGAAACUGAGCUGGAACUUAGUGAACUCCUUCCCGCACCAUAGCUUUUUCUGGGAGGGACUGGAUGGCUCCCGUGUGCUGGUUCACUUCCCACCUGGUGACUCAUAUGGAAUGCAGGGCAGUGUGGAGGAGGUGCUGAAGACUGUGACCAACAAUCGGGACAAAGGGCGGACCAACCACAGUGCCUUCCUCUUCGGCUUUGGGGAUGGGGGUGGUGGCCCCACUCAGACCAUGCUGGACCGCUUGAAGAGGCUGGGCAAUACUGACGGACUGCCCAGGGUGCAGCUGUCUUCUCCAGGGCAGCUCUUCAAGGCACUGGAGAGUGACUCAGAACAGCUGUGCACAUGGGUCGGGGAGCUCUUCCUGGAGCUGCACAACGGCACUUACACCACGCAUGCCCAGAUCAAGAAGGGGAACCGAGAAUGUGAACGGAUCCUACAUGAUGUGGAGUUGCUCAGCAGCCUAGCCCUGGCCCGCAGUGCCCAGUUCCUAUACCCAGCAGCACAGCUACAGCACCUCUGGAGGCUCUUACUUCUGAACCAGUUCCAUGAUGUGGUCACUGGAAGCUGCAUCCAGUUGGUGGCAGAGGAUGCCAUGAGCCACUAUGAAGAUAUCCGUUCCCAUGGCAAUACGCUGCUCAGUGCUGCAGCUGCAGCCCUGUGUGCUGGGGAGCCAGGUCCCGAGGGCCUCGUCAUUGUCAACACACUGCCCUGGAAGCGCACCGAAGUGUUGUCCUUGCCCAAGCCUGGAGGGGCCCACUGUCUAGCCCUGGUGACAGUGCCCAGCAUGGGCUAUGCUUCUGCUCCCACCCCCACCUUACCGCAGCCCUUGCUGCCCCAGCAGCCUGUGUUUGUGGUACAAGAGACUGAUGGUUCCGUGACUCUGGACAAUGGCAUCAUCCGAGUGAGCCUGGAUCCAACUGGCCGCCUGACAUCUCUGGUCCUGGUGGCCUCUGGCAGGGAAGCCAUUGCUGAGGGUGCUCUUGGGAACCAGUUUGUGCUGUUUGAUGAUGUCCCCUUGUACUGGGAUGCAUGGGAUGUCAUGGACUACCACCUAGAGACACGGAAACCUGUCCUAGGCCAACCAGGGACCCUGGCAGUUGGCAGUGAGGGUGGCCUUCGGGGCAGUGCCUGGUUCCUGCUACAGAUCAGCCCCAAUAGUCGGCUUAGCCAGGAGGUUGUCCUGGAUGUUGGCUGCCCCUAUGUCCGGUUCCACACCGAGGUACAUUGGAAUGAGGCCCACAAGUUUCUAAAGGUGGAGUUCCCUGCCCGAGUGCGGAGCCCCCAGGCUACCUAUGAGAUCCAGUUUGGGCACCUGCAGCGGCCCACCCACUACAACACUUCUUGGGACUGGGCUCGAUUUGAGGUGUGGGCCCACCGCUGGAUGGAUCUGUCAGAGCACGGCUUUGGGCUGGCUCUGCUCAAUGACAGCAAGUAUGGCGCAUCAGUACAAGGCAGUGUCCUCAGCCUUUCACUCUUGCGGGCACCUAAGGCCCCAGACACCACUGCUGACAUGGGGCGCCAUGAGUUCACCUACGCACUGAUGCCUCACAAGGGCUCCUUCCAGGAUGCUGGUGUUAUACCUGCUGCCUACAACCUCAACUUCCCCUUAUUGGCACUUCCGGCACCAGGCCCUGCUCCUGCUGCCACCUGGAGUGCCUUUUCCCUUUCAUCACCAGCAGUCGUAUUGGAGACUGUCAAGCAGGCUGAGACCAGCUCCCAGAGCCACACACUGGUCCUGAGGCUGUACGAGGCCCAUGGCAGCCAUGUGGACUGCUGGCUGCACACAUCACUGCCAGUUCAGGAAGCUGUCCUCUGUGACUUCCUUGAGAGGCGAGACCCUGCUGGCCACCUGCCCCUUCAAGAUGCCCGACUAAAGCUCACCUUUUCUCCCUUCCAAGUGAGGUCCUUGUUACUUGUGCUUCAGCCUCCACCAAACUGAGGAUGGUGUUUUGUUUAUGGAAAGUUUUGGGAAGUCCUCAUUUCUGCCCCCCAAACCUGAAACAAGGAUCAGCCACUUCUUAUAUAAUAAAUCCUUGGAUC
This is a messenger RNA of Marmota flaviventris (yellow-bellied marmot), 3295 nucleotides long. RefSeq names its product mannosidase alpha class 2C member 1 (gene Man2c1). NCBI's taxonomy places the organism in Eukaryota, Metazoa, Chordata, Mammalia, Rodentia, Sciuridae. Gene Ontology annotation, biological process: mannose metabolic process; oligosaccharide catabolic process. Gene Ontology annotation, molecular function: alpha-mannosidase activity; carbohydrate binding. The record is from RefSeq and is a predicted model, not a curated record.